CUCUCUCCUGGGGAAGUGAAAGUGGAGGGAAGGGCACAGCCCGGAGUUAGCUAGCUGUGCCCCGACACCCUGCACCCCGCUUGCUCCCGCGAGUUGGGAGACCGGAGGGAAGGCAGUGUGCCCUCCCUCCCACUCGGGUCACGGGGCGACCAGCGCUGCUGCCGUCACGUCCCCGGCCGCCAGCGCGCCCGCUUCUCUCUGCGCUCCUGCUCUUUCCUCACCUACUCCCGCUCGGCGCGCUUUCUGCCCCAACCCGAACUUCCCGUCACCCGGCUUGUGGGCGUUGGGACCUGGAGUGGCGCUCGUGCCCCUUGCCAACCCCUGGGAGAAAGGGCUCGCUUCUGCAGGACUCCCCCCCUGGCUCGGCGACGGGAGGCCCGAGUGCGCAGAUCCUGCGGAUGAGGGACACCCUCUUGCCCCGCUGCACGUCCCACCUAAUAGAUCCUGGCUGCUGCCUGGGACACAGGGCUCCCAUUCGCCUGCAGUGGAAGACGGACGGGCUCUGCUCCAGAGCUAAAUCAGGAGGCUGACGCUGACUCCCGGCUUCCACCUCCCAGACGUGGAGGCUAAAUUUAGCGGGAGUUGGGGUGUGUGUGGCCAGAGGCCAGGUUAAGGAGAGAGCCAGGCUCCAUAAGAUUCCCUUGCUCCCUCUUCCCCGGGGAAGUAUGGGAGGUUAAGUAAGACUGUGCCUCCUGAACCCAUCUGAGCUUCCUCUGCCCUUCUCGGGGUCGUUAGUCUAAGGUUCUGACUUGGCAUGAUGCUGUAUUGGCAUCUUAAACAGUACCAUCACCACCAGCACCACCACCACCAAACGCGCGCACACAGACACACACCCAUAGGCUGACUUCCGUUGAGCUGCAGCUUCCCCUCCAGUGUUUCAGGAAGUCACCUCCCUUCCCCUCUGAAGCAGCCCCCACGCCUCCGAUCCUCUGCUGCAAGCCACCCACCAAGCUUUUUCCCAGCUUCUCCACCCUAGGGCCCCCAGGACCUCUGGGACUCCUACUGUCUGGGGUUAGGCCAUGGAGGCAGAUGCAGUGAGUGAGGGGGGGGCCAUGGCGGAGGAGCGGCCCCCCCGGCUGGUGGACUACUUCGUGAUAGCUGGGCUUGCAGGGAACGGAGCCCCCAUCCCAGAGGAAACGUGGGUUCCUGAGCCCAGUGGGCCCCUGCGCACCCCCCGACCAGCUGAGCCCAUCACAGAUGUGGCCAUCAUCGCAAGGGCACUGGGCGAGGAGGUGCCCCAGGGCUACACGUGCAUCCAGGCUUCUGUGGGGGGCCACCCCUUGGAACUCAGUGCUGGGCUCCUGGGUGGAACUCAACCUGUCAUCUGCUACCGCAGGGGCCGUGACAAGCCCCCCCUCGUUGAACUGGGGGUGUUGUAUGAGGGGAAGGAGCAUCUGAAGCCUGGCUUCCAAGUGCUAGACACAACACCCUACAGCCACUCAGCUAACCUGGCCCCCCCAGGCCCUGGGCAUCCCCGCACCUACCUCACUUACCGGCGGGCAGCUGAGGGGGCAGGGCUGCAUGCCCUGGGCAUCACCGACCUCUGCUUGGUGCUGCCUAGCAAGGGCGAGGGCACUCCUCAUACUUACUGCCGAUUACACCGCAAUCUCAACCCUGGCAUGUGGGGCCCAGCAGUGUACCUGUGCUACAAGGUGGGCCUGGCCAAGGCCAACACACUGGUGUAUGAGGCAGAGCUGCUGGGCCGCUACCCAGAGGAGGACAAUGAGGCAUUCCCGCUGCCUGAGUCAGUGCCUGUCUUCUGCCUGCCCACGGGGGCCACUGUCGAGUGCUGGCCUGCCCAGACCAAGUACCCCGUGCCUGUCUUCUCCACCUUCGUGCUCACGGGUGCUGCCGGUGAUAAGGUGUAUGGUGCCGCCCUGCAGUUCUAUGAAGCCUUCCCGAGGGCCAGGCUGUCGGAGCGGCAGGCACGGGCCCUGGGCCUGCUGAGCGCGGUGGAGCGGGGCCGGGCCCUGGGGGGCCGAGCUGUGCGCAGCCGCCGCGCCAUUGCCGUGCUGUCCCGCUGGCCAGCCUUCCAGGCCUUCCGCGCCUUCCUCACCUUCCUCUACCGCUACUCCGUCUCAGGCCCCCAUCGCCUGCCCUUGGAAGCGCACAUCUCCCACUUCCUUCACAGCGUUCCCUUCCCUUCCCCACAGAGGCCCCGCAUUCUGGUGCAGAUGUCUCCCUAUGACAACCUGCUCCUCUGCCAGCCUGUGUCCUCACCCCUGCCCCUCAGUGGUGCCAGCUUCCUGCAGCUGCUGCAGAGCCUGGGCCCUGAGCUGGCUAUCAUACUGCUGCUGGCUGUGCUCACAGAGCACAAACUACUAGUCCACUCGCUGCGGCCGGACCUGCUCACCAGUGUCUGUGAGGCCCUCGUCUCUAUGAUCUUCCCACUGCACUGGCAGUGCCCCUACAUUCCGCUGUGCCCGCUGGUGCUGGCAGAUGUGCUGAGCGCCCCUGUGCCCUUCAUUGUGGGCAUCCACUCCAGCUAUUUUGAUCUGCACGACCCGCCUGCCGAUGUCAUCUGUGUUGAUCUUGAUACCAACACGCUCUUCCAGAUUGAGGAAAAGAAGCCCCUCUCCACCCGGACCCUGCCCCGCAGACCCUACAAGGUUCUGCUCGCCACACUGACAAACCUGUACCAGCAGCUGGACCAGAGGUUGAGGCAAGCCAUGUGGGUGCCAGUCCUGACUCUCAGGCUGCCCUGGUUGCCAGCAUAUACUGGACCUGAGGAGGAAGCAUCCCUGGAAUUCCUACUGACAGACUACGAGGCGGUGUGUGGCCGCCGGGCCCAGCUGGAGCGCGAAGUGCAGGGAGCCUUCCUCCGCUUCAUGGCCUGUCUGCUCAAGGGCUACCGGGACUUUCUGCGCCCGCUCACCCAGGCCCCUUCUGAGGGUGCUCGUGAUGUUGACAACCUCUUCUUCCUGCAGGGCUUCCUUAAAUCCCGGGAGCGCUCCAGCCACAAGCUGUACUCCCAGCUGCUGCGCACGCAGAUGUUCUCUCAGUUCAUCGAGGAGUGCUCUUUCGGCUCCACUCGGCACGCUGCCCUGGAAUUCUUUGACUCUUGUGUUGACAAGGUCCACCCAGAGCAGGAGAAGCCUGAGCCGACACCCUUGGUGGAGCUGGAGGAGCUGUCGGGAAGCGAGCUCACCGUCUUCAUCACGCCUCCCGAAGAGCCUCCGGUGACAGAGGGCAGUGAAUCCAUUCCCCAGUACUGCUAUGAUGGGUUCCCAGAGCUACGGGCUGAGCUGUUUGAGUCUCCUGGAGAGCAGCCUGGGGCUCUGCCUGUGCCAGGCCCCUCCCGUAGUGCCCCCAGCAGUCCUGCCCCUCGCCGUACCCAACAGGAGAUGAAGGUCGCACAGCGGAUGGCGCAGAAGUCAGCAGCUGUGCCUGAGCUGUGGGCCCGGUGCCUGCUGGGGCACUGCUACGGGCUCUGGUUCCUGUGUCUGCCUGCCUACGUGCGGUCUGCAUCCUCCCGGGUGCGGGCACUGCACACAGCCUACCAUGUGCUGCGCCAGAUGGAGAGCCGCAAGGUGGUGCUGCCUGAUGAGGUGUGCUACCGCGUGCUGAUGCAGCUCUGCUCACAUUACGGGCAGCCUGUGCUAUCUGUGCGGGUCAUGCUGGAGAUGCGGCGGGCGGGCAUCGUGCCCAACACCAUCACCUAUGGCUACUACAACAAGGCUGUUCUAGAAAGCAAGUGGCCAUCUGGUACACCUGGAGGACGCCUGCGCUGGACCAAGCUGCGGAACGUUGUCCUGGGGGCUGCUCAGUUCCGCCAGCCCUUGAGAGAACGGCGGCAACAGCAGCAGCAGGUGGCCCGAGAGGCAGGCAGCUCCCAGACAGAUCCCUCUCUGGAGCGCCCUUCCCCUUCCCGCCCCCUUCAGCGCCAGACGACUUGGGCUGGGCGAAGCCUGCGGGACCCAGCCUCACCCAUGGGGCGCCUGGUGAAGAGCGGCAGCCUGGGCAGCGCCCGGGGAGCACAGCCCACUGUGGAGGCCGGCGUGGCCCACAUGAUAGAGGCCUUGGGGGUGCUGGAGCUGCGGGGAUCCCCCGUGCCCUGGCGUGAUGGAAGCCUCUCAGACUUGAGCCUGACGGGGGAGGAGCCGGCACCUGAAGGCAGCCCGGGGGACUCGGGCUCAGCCCUGAGUACCCAGUCCACUGAAACGCUGGAAGGGCUAAGUGGGCGGGUGCCCAAGUCUGGUGGACAUCAGGAUGAGGCCAGCACCCCCCGACGAGGGCUGGGUGCCCGCCUCCAACAGCUGCUCACUCCUUCCCGUCGCUCCCCUGCCUCUCGUGUUCCCCAAACCGAGCCGCCCUCCGAGCUGCCUCACCCGGCCCGCCGCAGCCCCAUGGACAGCCUUCUGCGCCCCCGCGAGCGCCCCGGAUCCACGGCCUCUGAGAGCUCAGCCUCUCUGGGCAGUGAGUGGGACCUCUCAGAAUCUUCUCUCAGUAGCCUGAGCCUUCGCCAUUCCUCAGAGCGCCUCACUGACACCCCUGGAUCCUUCCUGCCGCCUUCCCUAGAAAUUCUGCUGUCUAGCUGCUCCCUGUGCCGUGCCUGUGACUCGCUGGUGUAUGAUGAGGAGAUCAUGGCUGGCUGGGCACCUGAUGACUCCAACCUCAACACAACCUGCCCCUUCUGCGCCUGCCCUUUUGUGCCCCUGCUCAGUGUCCAGACCCUUGAUUCCCGACCCAGUGUCCCCAGCCCCAAGCCUGCCUUUGCUGAUACCAGUGGCAGCAGAGACGCUCCUGUCCCUGGGGGCCCAGGCCCUGUGCUCAGUGACCGCAGGCUCUGCCUUGCCCUGGAAGAGCCCCAGCUCUGCAAUGGGCACAUGGGGGGUGCCUCCCGGCGGGUUGAGGGUGGGGCGUGGGCAUACCUGAGCCCCCUGGUGCUGCGUAAGGAGCUGGAGUCGCUGGUAGAGAACGAGGGCAGUGAGGUGCUGGCGUUGCCUGAACUGCCUGCUGCCCACCCCAUCAUCUUCUGGAAUCUUCUGUGGUAUUUCCAGCGGCUGCGCCUGCCCAGUAUUCUGCCAUGCCUGGUGCUGGCCUCCUGCGAUGGGCCCUCACCCCCCAAGGCCCCAUCUCCUUGGCUAACACCUGAUCCAGCAUCUGUACAGGUGCGGCUGCUGUGGGAUGUCCUGACCCCCGACCCCAACAGCUGCCCACCUCUCUAUGUGCUCUGGAGGGUCCACAGCCAGAUCCCCCAGCGAGUGGUAUGGCCAGGCCCAGUACCUGCAUCCCUUAGCCUGGCGUUGCUGGAGUCGGUGCUUCGCCACGUAGGUCUCAAUGAGGUGCACAAGGCUGUAGGACUCCUGCUGGAAACUCUGGGGCCCCCUCCCUCUGGCCUGCACCUACAGAGGGGCAUCUACCGGGAGAUCUUAUUCCUGACAAUGGCUGCUCUGGGCAGGGACCAUGUGGACAUAGUGGCCUUCGACAAGAAGUACAAGUCGGCUUUUAACAAGCUGGCCAGCAGCAUGGGCAAGGAAGAGCUGAGGCAGCGGCGGGCACAGAUGCCCACCCCAAAGGCCAUUGAUUGCCGGAAAUGUUUUGGAGAACCACUGGAAUGCUAGAAACCUUUAGCUUCCCUCUCUAGCCUGAGGUGGGGAGGUGAGGGAGAAAGGAUUUUACCAAUAACCUGCUUCCCUGUUCCUUUCAGAGAGAGCUUGAGCACAGGUCGCGAGGCAUGCUCAGCCACAGGCUCCAAGUUGGGGCCGGAAGAGGGGCCUGCUGGUACCAAAUGUCUCACAUCCCCUCUCUCCAACCUGCCCACUAUGCUCCUGCUGUUGGAGGAGGCCUGGAGGAGUCGGCACAGCUCUGUUCCUCCCCAUCCCAUAUCAGAUGCUCCCCUCCAGGGUACCCACAGAUCUGCACUGCCCUGGUCAUUUUAUAAGUUUUUGUUUUAAAAAACAACUGGAAAGACACAGCUACUGAACCUUUGCCCUGAAAGGGAGGGAGAGAUGUCAGUCCCCACCGAAGAUGGUCCCUUUUCCUUGGAAUUGCUGAAGGAGCUCAGGCUCACCAUGCUUUUCUACCUUAGUGUUUGUAUUUCAUUAUGUUAUUUAUUCUGGAGCCACAGCCCCCUUGCUUAUGAGGUUCUUAUGGACGGUGAGAAAGAGAAGGGAAAUGGGGCACUGAGGUCCAGUGGUUUGUAGCUCCUUAAAAGUGAGGAGAUGUCCACUCCACCUUGGGGAAUGCCUCACCCAGCCAGGGCCCUGACUGUGCAAUACAGAUUGCUCUUUGCAAAGUUUUGUUGGAUGUAAAUAUAAUAAACACUGCUUCUGUCUUUUUC
Molecule: messenger RNA, 6283 nt
Organism: Manis javanica (Malayan pangolin)
Lineage: Eukaryota; Metazoa; Chordata; Mammalia; Pholidota; Manidae
Gene: DENND4B
Product: DENN domain containing 4B
Biological process (GO): regulation of Rab protein signal transduction
Cellular component (GO): cytoplasmic vesicle
Molecular function (GO): protein binding
Source: RefSeq, a predicted model, not a curated record